Molecule: messenger RNA, 675 nt
Organism: Saccostrea cuccullata (small rock oyster)
Lineage: Eukaryota; Metazoa; Mollusca; Bivalvia; Ostreida; Ostreidae
Exons: 4
Source: RefSeq, a predicted model, not a curated record
CAUCGUUCUUUCUCGCAAUUUACCGUCGAAGACGCCAUUAUCGUUCUCCGAGACAGGGGCCGAGAUUUGGGCAAUAGUUCGAGUUUUGCAGCGCCAAACAUCACCAACACGUGUUUGAAGGUAUUUCUUUCUAUCAGGCACGCGUAUGAAUGAAAAAAGUCAUGGAAAAUGGUCACAUGUACACAGAGAAUGACAACAGAAGAGAACAGCAGUGAUGGAUUGACUUCUGUGUCCACAGCACCACUGGUAGUAGAACACAUGCCACUCACCAUUAGCCAGCUAACAGACAAUUCUCAGCCUGAGGGGGUCAUGGCUUCAGAUAGUGUUCUCACCAUUGCAGUGGAUACAAAUAAUUCUGUACUUCAGGAAUCAUUCUCAGGCAGUGAUCAGGACACUAAAGAAGAACCUCCUAGCAAGAGGACAAGAUAUGACACAGGGAAUGGAGAGUUAUCACAGGACCAGUCUAUCAAGAGUCUCUUGUUUACAAUAAACAAAGCCAUCUGCAUGCGGUUGGAUGGGAUCGAGAACAGUAUAGAAAUUCUGAAUGGUCGAACUAAGUUUCUGGAAAAAAUUAGAGGAAUUGAUUGGCCAUGUAAAGGAGAAUUCUACCACAGACCACAGUACCACGCAAACAACUCCAAGUGUUGGAUCUAUAGUACAAGCACAAACCAAGGG